Molecule: messenger RNA, 4237 nt
Organism: Phascolarctos cinereus (koala)
Lineage: Eukaryota; Metazoa; Chordata; Mammalia; Diprotodontia; Phascolarctidae
Gene: FERMT1
Product: FERM domain containing kindlin 1
Biological process (GO): cell-matrix adhesion; integrin-mediated signaling pathway
Cellular component (GO): focal adhesion
Molecular function (GO): integrin binding
Source: RefSeq, a predicted model, not a curated record
CCCAGCCUUCCUAGGACCCGGGGGCGGGGACACGGGGGCUGUGCUCUGGACUCCCGAGCUCCGCUUGUUCCCACCCUCCCAGCCUCCUCCCGAGCCCCCAGGGGACUGUGCCAAACUUGGGAAGGUAUCUUCCUCUCCGCUCUCCAGGAGCUGCAGCUGAGGCUGGGAGGCAAGAGAAAACAAACCCGCGGGAAAGGAGGUUUUUGUAUUGCCAGGAUGUUUUCUUCCAGUGACUAUGGAACCACCUCCUGGGAGCUUAUCAUCCGUGUUGAUCACCAGUAUGAAGAGGAACAAAAAGAAUUCACACUUAGAGUAUCUGGAGACUUACAUAUUGGGGGAGUCAUGCUCAAGCUUGUAGAACAAAUCAAUAUAGCUCAAGAUUGGUCGGAUUUUGCUCUUUGGUGGGAACAAAAACAUUGCUGGCUUUUAAAAACACACUGGACUCUGGACAAAUGUGGUGUCCAGGCCGAUGCGAGGCUGCUUUUCACACCUCAGCAUAAAAUGUUACGCCUUCGUUUGCCAAACAUGAAAACUGUGAGACUAAGAGUCAGCUUUUCAUCUGUUGUCUUUAAAGCUGUUAGUGAUAUCUGCAAAACUCUUAAUAUUAGGAGAUCAGAAGAGCUCUCUUUGUUAAAACCAUCAGAUGAUUUUUUGAAAAAGAAAAAGAAAAAAGAAAGGAAUAAUAGAGAGCCUAUAAUUGAAGACAUUUUAAAUUUAGACAACUCUCUAACCAUUUCAGGUUCUCCAGCAAGUCCUGGCUUAUACAGUAAAACAAUGACUCCUAUUUAUGAUCCUGUCAAUGGAACGCCUGUUUCUUCUACCAUCACUUGGUUCAGUGAUAGUCCUCUGACAGAACAAAGCUGUAACAUCCUUGCUUUCAGCCAACCCAGCCGCUCACCAGAAACACUUGCUGAAAUGUUCCAGCCUCAGUCUCUAGUUGAUAAAGCCAAACUUAAUGCAGGUUGGCUAGACUCAUCCCGCUCUCUUAUGGAACAGGGCAUUCAGGAAGAUGAGAAACUAUUGUUACGCUUUAAAUACUACACAUUCUUUGACUUGAAUCCCAAAUAUGAUGCUGUUCGAAUAAAUCAACUUUAUGAACAAGCCAGGUGGUCCAUUCUCUUAGAAGAAAUUGAUUGCACUGAGGAGGAGAUGCUGAUCUUUGCUGCUUUACAGUAUCACAUAAGCAAAUUGUCAUUGUCAGCAGAAACUAUGGAUUUUACAAAUGAGUCUGAAGUGGAUGAAGUAGAAGCUGCCCUCUCUAACCUGGAAGUCACAUUAGAAGGUGGAAAAACAGAAAACAUUUUGGAGGACAUUACAGACAUACCAAAGCUUGCAGACUAUCUCAGAUUAUUUAGAUCCAAAAAACUAACAUUAAAAACUUUCAAACAGUAUUGGUUUGUCUUUAAAGACACUUCAAUAGCCUACUUUAAAAAUCAAGACCUUGAACAAGGGGAACCACUUGAAAGACUGCAUCUUAGAGGCUGUGAAGUUGUACCCGAUGUAAACGUAUCAGGGAGAAAGUUUGGAAUCAAGUUGCUAAUCCCUGUGGCUGAUGGUAUGAAUGAAGUAUAUUUGAGGUGUGACAAUGAGAAUCAGUAUGCCAGAUGGAUGGCUGCCUGCAUCUUAGCUUCAAAAGGCAAAACUAUGGCAGAUAGCUCCUACUGGCCUGAAGUAAACAACAUUCUUUCAUUUCUGAAGAUGAAAAACAGAAAUACAUCUUCACAGACACCUUCUGAUCCUGAAUGCAUGGAUAUGAAACCAGAAUGUUUUGUGUCACCUCGAUGUGCAAAGAAAUACAAGUCUAAACAGUUGGCAGCUCGAAUUCUGGAAGCCCACCAGAACGUGGCACAAAUGUCUCUAGUUGAAGCUAAGCUCCGUUUUAUCCAAGCAUGGCAGUCCUUACCGGAAUUUGGGCUCACGUACUACAUUGUGAGGUUUAAAGGAAGCAAGAAAGAUGAUCUUCUUGGAGUCUCAUAUAAUAGGUUAAUUAGGAUAGAUAUAGCCACAGGGGAUCCAAUUACAACAUGGAGAUUUGCAAAUAUGAAACAGUGGAAUGUAAACUGGGAAAUCCGGCAGGUUGCCAUAGAGUUUGACCAAAAUCUAUCUAUUGCUUUCACUUGCCGAAGUGCAGAUUGCAAGAUAGUACAUGAAUAUAUUGGUGGCUAUAUCUUCUUAUCCACUCGCUCAAAAGACCAAAAUGAAACACUUGAUGAAGAGCUCUUCCACAAAUUAACAGGAGGUCAGGAAUGAAACAGCUGACUUGGUUGACCUUUGCAAACAGUACAGCUAUAUCAUGGUUUUUGGAUUUUUGUGGGUUUUUUUUUUUAUUUUAUCCUUUGACUCUUCCUGAAAGAUAGAAUAAUAUAACAAAUUUGGUAUAAAUCCUGGAAUAUUUCCCUUGUGACAUCUCUCCCACCCUCUUUUGUUACUAGUCACUUGAAUCCAAUGCAUACCCUUCCUCCCUGAAGCAUUUUCUAUGGUGGAAUUACUUGAACCUGAAUAGUAUGACCUAAAGUUUUAUUUCAGCCGUAAGGUGGCAGCAGAGUAAUGAAGAAGGAAGAUGCCGAUAAAGUAAAGCAGUUCUUAUACGGACUAAGAAGCAUGAAGCAAAUGCUUCGGCAUCAUUCCUGUGAGGUAUCCUGAGAUGAUUCCAUCCAGGAUUCUGUCAGAUUCCCAAAGGAACUAGAACUUACCAACAAAUUUUGAGUGAUCUAUUUUCAUUUUCUGAAGCUAAAAAAUGAGAAGAAAACUUAGAAUUCAAGAGUAAUGCAUAGAGAAUCAGAUUCUCUCAUACCUAUCUCCCAGAUGAGGCAAAUCAUGAAACAUCUUUCAGCCUCUAGGUACAAGCCUCAAGAUUGAAGGCCUAACUUGAACACUUAGGCCCUAGGACCAUAUGGUUCAUGUAGUAACAAACAUAACUGAAAUAUUUUCUUCUGACACAAACUGAUAAUUUGACCAUAACCCUGGCACUGUCAAACUUCAAUAAGUAUCAUUUACAUAUCAAGCCUCCUAAUAUUUCAGUUUGUCGAUUAGAAUUAUAAUAUUUAAAGUAUACAUAACUAGCCUAUUUGUCACAAAGGACAAAGUUGAGCAUAAUUUGAGGCCUUGGUUUCAACUGAACUGUUUGGUAUUUCCCAUUUGUCUGCACAAUUUGAGGCCUUGGUUUCAACUGAACUGUUUGGUAUUUCCCACUUGUCUGUCAUUUCCAUAAUAAUUUUCAUAGAUGUUGACUGAUUUUGACCAAAUUUUGUCCGCAACAAAGAGUAUCAGGAUAAACUUCAAGUUCUGUUUAUGGGUACUUGGCUAUCACGAAGGAGACAAUGGGAGUCAAAUGAAAUCUUCCAAAUGAGUGAUUUAUACUUAGGAGAGAUGCACUUUACAAAAGUAUUAGUCUAAAUUUAGAUUAGCUCAUUAUCCUCUUGGGGGGUGGGAGGUGGGGAGAACCUUCGGCCUCGAGGCCACACUUGGUUCUGUGAAGUAUGGAUUCAGUUAGAGGGCUACACUUGAGGACCUAGAGGGCUAUGUGUGGCCUUGAGGCCACAGGUUCCCUACCAUAGUUAUAUUAUUAGAUUUCUAAAUAGCCACAUCAAGUCAACAGGUCAACCAGCAGUUAUUAAUCACUUACUGUAUGCCAAACACUGUAUACUAAAUGCUUUAUACAGCUUAUUUGUCCUCUGUAAAGCUGUUUGAGUCCAUGUUCUCCACAGUCAUCACCAUAAAAUUUUAUACUACUGUGUGCCAUUUAAAACUACUUGCUUUUCUGUCUACAUUAGAUGGGGAAAUAUACAUUUAAUUACUUUUAUAUGGAUGAGUACAAGAAGUAGAUAAGGGACUAUGAUUUCCUUGAUAGAGAGAACUUCUAGUGAGGAAAUUCUGCCAAUGUAGGCUGACCUUGUACCUCCUCUGCAGCUAAGUCUUUGUUUAAUUUUAAAUUUAUCAAAUGCAAGAUAAAAUUAGCAUUUCCUUAUACAUAGUAGAUCAGAGAAAUGAUUUUACAUGUAACUGCAAAUCUGUUAUAUGCAAUAUGCUUUUCUUUUAAAAUAUCUAAUAACAAUUCUGCACUUACAGACUUAGAGUUGACUGGAACAGUGAGAGGUUAAGUGUUAGAGUCACAUAGGCAGUUAAGUCACAUAGUCAGAGGCAGGUCUUGAACCCAGGUCAACCUGGCAUCAGGGUUGAUCCUCUAAUGCUGCCUCUGUACUUUUUAACCACAGUAAUAAAAUACACAAAGUUGGUA